CUCCCAUGUCAACGGAACGCACGUUCGUAGUCGACAAGUGCCGCCGGCUUGGGGUUCUUCUUUGGAAAGUGCUGGCUAAGCGGCAUCGGUCUAAAAUUUGAAUCUUUCCCGAGCUCUGAUAGCGGACGGACCGGUUCUUUACCCCCGAGCUGUUCAAGAUAUCUGAGCGCGCAAUCAGUAUGUCUUGUGGAUUCGUAGUUUGCGGACCGAAUACCGCUCUCGUCGUUUCAGGAUGCUGUCACUCCCAACCCUCGAUGAUCCCUGGAGGACGAGUAUUCGUGUGGCCCCUGAUUCAGAGAGUUCAGCGUAUUUCACUGAAUACGAUGACGCUCUCGAUCGACUCGCAGAGAGUUUAUACGCAGCAAGGAGUGCCCAUAUCGGUGACGGGCAUCGCGCAGGUCAAGAUACAAGGUCAGAAUGUUGAGAUGCUCAGAGCUGCUUGCGAACAAUUCCUCGGCAAAACCGACGAUGAAAUCAUGUCUAUAGCGCGAGAGACCCUGGAAGGACAUCAGCGAGCUAUAAUGGGCACAAUGACCGUCGAAGAGAUCUACAAGGACCGCAAAAAAUUCUCGAAGCAGGUCUUCGAAGUGGCAUCGUCGGAUCUGGUAAACAUGGGUAUCACCGUCGUGUCGUAUACCAUCAAGGAUAUAGCGGACGAAGGCGGUUAUCUGAAAGCACUCGGCAUGGCUCGAACAGCGCAGGUUAAGAGAGAUGCUCGGAUGGGGGAGGCAGAAGCGAGGAGGGAUGCACGCAUAAAGGAGGCUCUAGCCGAAGAGGAACGCUUGGCCGCAAAGUUCGUGAAUCAAAUAGAAGUAGCGAAGUCGAAGCGCGACUUUGAACUUAAGAAAGCGACCUACGAUCAAGAAGUGCACACCAGGAAGGCCGACGCCGAGCUCUCAUACACACUGCAGGCCGCUAAGACGAGGCAGCGGAUCAAGGAAGAACAAAUGCAGGUCAAAGUGGUCGAGAGGACUCAGGCCAUUCAGGUUCAAGAGCAGGAGAUUCUGAGGAAGGAAAGAGAACUCGAAGCCACGGUGAGGAGACCCGCAGAAGCCGAAAAGUACCGACUGGAAAAAAUAGCCGAAGCAAACAAGAACCGAGUCGUCCUCGAAGCUGAAGCCGAAGCAGAAGCCAUAAGGCUGAAAGGUCUGGCUGAGGCCUACGCUAUCGACGUGAGAGCCAAAGCCGAGGCAGAGCAACUCGUCAAGAGAGCCGACGCUUUCCGUGAGUAUAAAGACGCGGCAGUUUUAGAGAUGAUGCUCGAUACCUUGCCCAAGGUCGCUGCCGAAGUCGCCGCUCCCAUAUCCCAAGUGAAUAGAGUGGUCAUGGUGUCAGGCAACAAAGGGGAUAUCGGAGCCUCAAAACUCACUGGUGAAGUCAUUGACAUCAUAACGAAGACCACUACCAUGAUGCAUCAACUGACGGGAGUGAAAGUUGGAGCGCCGCAGACCUCCUCACUCAGCUUGGCCGCGGCCACCAGCCAGCUCAGCCAGGCUGCCGUGUAGGCUCUAUACACGUGCGCGUCUACGGAAGCGGGUCGAUACCGAUCGAAAGAGCUUUUUUUUAAUCGAGGACGCCCGGAAGUGACGAGAUGGACGAGCAUUUCUAGAGUGAUAAGGAGCACGUA
Galendromus occidentalis (western predatory mite) is the source of this 1627-nucleotide messenger RNA. RefSeq names its product flotillin-1. The transcript is spliced from 7 exons. Gene Ontology annotation, cellular component: plasma membrane; flotillin complex; cytoplasmic vesicle. The record is from RefSeq and is a predicted model, not a curated record. The coding region runs from base 180 to 1505 and encodes 441 amino acids. Gene Ontology annotation, biological process: protein kinase C signaling; protein localization to plasma membrane; positive regulation of endocytosis. Gene Ontology annotation, molecular function: protease binding. NCBI's taxonomy places the organism in Eukaryota, Metazoa, Arthropoda, Arachnida, Mesostigmata, Phytoseiidae.